UGCACCCAGUAUAUUUUCUAUAUACGGUAGGUUCGCGAAACAACCUGCUGUCCGAGCGGGGAGGUUAUGUUAGAGACGGGUGUGCGACGGGCGUUGCUUCUUCACCGCGAAAAACCCGGGGAACGCGCGUUACCCGCGUGUCGUACGUCGCGCGACGUGUGCACCUAGGAUUCCCAGCCGGGACGAACGGAACGUGGUUCCAGCGACGACGACGGGGCAAUGUCGUCGCGACGCGCAUUCGUCAACUGCGACCUCGAGGAAGGCUAAGUGUCGGAAAUUACAUAAUACUCAUUGUUACUUGCUGAAGUCAAUGGAUGCAAUCAUGUAGAGAGGUAGAUGUCGUCUAGAGGUAGAAAAGGGAAAGAUGACGCCGCAUUUCACAACGCUGACUCCAGUGCGAAAGCGAUGUCUAAUCGUGCUGCUGCUGGUCUUGGUUCCGUGUGCGAUCCUGAAUCUGCUGACGCCGUCAGACAUGCGCGAGGAGACUGUACUGCAGAACAGUAUCGCCGAGCUGCAGGCCAAGCUGGAGCAUCUGCACGCCAAAUACAUUGGCAGCCAGGAGGAAAUAAACUUGCUGUCGCAUCAAUUGCUACAGCUGAUCGAGAGCAAUCACAUUUUGCCAGAUCUGCAGCUGCUCAUCAACAACGGCACCUCCAACGUCACCAACAUCAAGCUGCCCUCGAUCUACAAUUUUCUACCGCAUUUCCUCAACGAUCCGAAUAGCCUGCGACCCGCGUUCGCGCAGAGCAAAGGUAGAUCGGGAGUGAGCAUGGUGCUGGGAGUACCAACGGUAAAACGCGAGGUUCAGUCUUAUCUUAUGGCAACGUUGAAAAAUCUGCUGGAUCGCAUGAGCACUGCAGAGACCGCUGACACUCUCAUUGUCGUUUUGGUAGCUGAAACAGACAUUGACUACGUGACGUAUGUUGCGAAGCAAAUUGAAGUUCAAUUUCCAAACGAAUGCGAAGCUGGCGUGAUCGACGUGAUCUCACCGUCAUUCUCAUAUUAUCCAGAUUUAUCAAAAUUGCGCGACACUCUUGGUGACGAUCAUCAACGUGUCGUUUGGCGGUCCAAGCAGAAUCUGGAUUUUGCUUUUCUCAUGUCUUAUGCCCAGACCAAGGGCAUGUUCUAUGUACAAUUGGAAGAUGAUAUAUUGGCUAAGAAGAACUUUAUAACUACUAUGAAAUCCUUCGCGUUACAAAAAAUUGGCACAAAGGAAAACUGGUUUGUCCUUGAUUUCUGUCAGCUCGGCUUUAUCGGCAAACUGUUCAAAUGCGUGGAACUUCCCUGGCUGAUCCAAUUCUUUUUAAUGUUCCACAACGAUAAGCCUGUUGAUUGGCUAUUGGACCAUUUAAUAUCGACAAAAGUCUGCAGUCUCGAUAAGGAUAGCAAACAUUGUAAAAUGGCUAAAGCGGAAUUGUGGGUGCAUUAUAAACCUUCUCUCUUUCAACAUAUAGGAACCCACUCCUCCUUGAAAGGAAAAGUGCAGAAGCUUAAGGACAAACAAUUUGGCAAGAUAACGCUAUUUUACGCUCAUGAGAAUCCUGAAGCAACUGUAGAGACUCAGAUCAAGCCUUACAAACAAUAUACACUACAAAAAGCAUACAAAGGCGAGUCAUUCUUUUGGGGCUUGCUACCUCAACCAGGAGAUCAUCUAAAGUUUAAAUUUUCACAUCCUAUUUUUAUAAAGAAGUACUUAUUCAGGAGUGGAAAUCCUGAACACCCGUCUGAUAGAUUUUACAAUACGACGGUAGAAGUAUUGUCCGAGAUGUCUCCGUUGUUAGAUAGAAACAGCAACGAUGUGACGGAGGACGGUUAUGUUAUUAUAGGUAAGUUUGAUGUACUUGGCGUUGCCGAAGGGAUCGUGGAUCGAAAACUGGGUAAGGUGUCGGUGCUUCGUUUAACUAUACACAGUGAAAGCGAAAACUGGGCCAUUCUGUCCGAGAUUCACAUAAUAGAGGAUCAGCCUAGCUGACUAAAGGAUGAAGAAUCUCGAGUACUCUUUCGGUACCACUUGCACGGUUAGCAUAAGCGACUGAUUUUCUAAAUGUUUAUUAAUUAUUUAUAUUUUUUUAUUAUUUUGCCGUCGUGUUAUUACAUUGAAUGGAUCAUUUGUUAAUUCAAUACCGUCCAUUACAAACAGAUAUAUGUGUUUAACUUAACUGAAACGGGCCACUAGGUCGAACAUUUUGUAUGGCUUCUUUUCUUAGUACACGCGUUUUAGCAUUUGUUGGAGCGCAAAAAUCAGGUGGUAAUGUAAUGGAUUUGCCUCUGGUACACUUUUGCGAAUAAUCAGUUUACGAAUGUAUACAAUGGCAUAUUGUUGAGUCUGGAGUUCUGUAGCAUAAGUGUUUUUCUUUUGCUUUGUGUAAGAUCACGUUUUAGUUUGGGAAAUUUAACUGAACUGUACCUGUUGUUCGCGCAUCUCGAUUUCGCUACUAAUCACUCGCGUGUUAAUCCUUCCGCAUGCAACAUUCAUGGUUCACACUCGGUGGAUAAGGGUGAGCCUUUAAUUUGCAUUGCUAAACUUAUUGUCGAACGUGCGACGCGAGAAUGUCGAUUCAGAUGUUUGUGCAUCAAACAAACGGUGAUAUGAAGACUAUAUUCUUCUAAUGUACGAAUAAUUAUUUAUUUCGCGUAGCUUUCUUUAUAUAUGUAUAUAUAUUGUCUGUCUGUAUACUCCUAUACAUAUAUCUAUAACAAUAAAAUAUAUUUUUGUGACAAACAUUGUAUAUCAAAGUCAACGAUGCACUAUAUGUAUAUUAUAUCUUGCAGUCUGUGUAUAAGGAGGUUCAUUAAGUGGGAAUAUUAAAAAAAAAGAAUAA
Molecule: messenger RNA, 2822 nt
Organism: Vollenhovia emeryi
Lineage: Eukaryota; Metazoa; Arthropoda; Insecta; Hymenoptera; Formicidae
Gene: Mgat4a
Product: alpha-1,3-mannosyl-glycoprotein 4-beta-N-acetylglucosaminyltransferase B
Exons: 10
Coding region: 365-1972 (535 amino acids)
Biological process (GO): protein N-linked glycosylation
Cellular component (GO): Golgi stack; endoplasmic reticulum; endoplasmic reticulum-Golgi intermediate compartment
Molecular function (GO): acetylglucosaminyltransferase activity
Source: RefSeq, a predicted model, not a curated record